Messenger RNA from Orycteropus afer afer, 1697 nucleotides. RefSeq names its product renin binding protein (gene RENBP). NCBI's taxonomy places the organism in Eukaryota, Metazoa, Chordata, Mammalia, Tubulidentata, Orycteropodidae. The record is from RefSeq and is a predicted model, not a curated record. Gene Ontology annotation, molecular function: N-acylglucosamine 2-epimerase activity; peptidase inhibitor activity. Gene Ontology annotation, biological process: N-acetylmannosamine metabolic process; N-acetylglucosamine metabolic process; carbohydrate metabolic process.
GGCUCGGUCAGCUGAGUGGUAGUCAUGGGACGGAGACCAGCUUCGUCUGGCUUCCUGGAGGACUGGGAGGGAUGAGCGGGGGUCUCCGAGAGCAACAGGACAUGGAAAAGGAGCGGGAGACCCUGCAGGCCUGGAAGGAGCGCGUGGGGCAGGAGCUGGAUCGAGUCGUGGCCUUCUGGACCCAGCACUCCCAUGACCAGGAGUACGGGGGUUUCUUCACGUGCCUGGGCCGUGAUGGACAAGUGUAUGAUGACCUCAAGUACGUCUGGCUGCAGGCGAGGCAGGUGUGGAUGUACUGUCGCCUGUACCGCAAGGUCAAGCGCUUCCGCCGCCCUGAGCUGCUGGAGCCAGCCAAAGCAGGGGGUGACUUCCUGCUGCGCCAUGCCCUGGUGACACCGCCUGAGAAGAAAUGUGCCUUCGUGCUGACAAGGGACGGCCGCUGUGUCAAGGUGCAGCGCACCAUCUUCAGCGAGUGUUUCUACACCAUGGCCAUGAAUGAGCUGUGGAGGGUCACGGGGGAUGCACGCUACCAGAACGAGGCGGUGGAGAUGAUGCAGCAGCUCGUGCACUGGGUGCGGGAGGACCCGUCGGGGCUGGGCCGUCCGCGGCUCCCGGGGGACCCGGGCGCAGAACCCAUGGCGGUGCCCAUGAUGCUGCUGGGCCUGGUGGAACAGCUCGGGGAGGCGGACGCGGAGCUGGCGGCCACCUACGCGGAGCUGGGGGACUGGUGUGCCGGCAGGAUUCUGCGGCACGUCCAGAGGGACGGGCAGGCUGUGCUCGAGAACGUGACCGAGGAUGGCAGGGAACUUCCCGGUUGUCUGGGGAGACACCAGAACCCAGGCCACGCGCUGGAAGCUGGCUGGUUCCUGCUGCGGCAUGCCAUCCGGAAAGGGGACUCUGAACUACGCGCCCACGUGAUCGAUAAGUUCCUAUUGCUGCCCUUCCGCUCCGGUUGGGACCCUGACCAUGGAGGCCUCUUCUACUUCCAGGACGUCGAUGGCCACUGUCCCACCCAGCUGGAGUGGGCCAUGAAGCUCUGGUGGCCUCACAGCGAAGCCAUGAUCGCCUUCCUCAUGGGCUACAGUGAGACUGGGGACCCUGCCUUGCUGCGCCUCUUCUGCCAGGUGGCAGAGUACACCUUCCGCCAGUUCCACGAUCCUGAGUACGGGGAAUGGUUUGGCUACCUGAACCGAGAGGGGAAAGUCGCCCUCACUAUUAAGGGAGGUCCUUUUAAAGGCUGCUUCCACGUGCCCAGGUGCUUGGCCAUGUGCGAGGAAAUGCUGGACGCCCUGCUGAGCCGCGGGGCCCCAGGCCCUGGCCGUGGUGCCCGCGUAAUAAAGCUGAGCCUAGUCUACCUGUGCGUGCACGCGCGUCCGUGGGGCCAGGGGAGGGGGGGGCGCCUUGGCGGUCACCUGCUCGCCUCCGCAUUGGCUCGCCCGGGUCGCUGGAUCGCUUUCCGCAUUGGCCUACAUCGUGUGCUGCCAACCCCGCGCGCUGGACCGCCCUGCGCACUGGUCUACCCCGGGCAAUGGCCAGCCCUGCGCAUUGGCCUAGCGCCCAGGAGGGCGGGUCCGGUGGCAGCGCAUAUCCGGUCCGUGGCCAGUCCCGGCGCGCACCGCCCCUUCCGCCGCCGUCCCCCCGAGCCCGGCUCCAGCCCCGCCCGGCAGCACCGGUGUCGCUACGGAGCGCGGCGGUAG